Molecule: messenger RNA, 4599 nt
Organism: Fusarium verticillioides 7600
Lineage: Eukaryota; Fungi; Ascomycota; Sordariomycetes; Hypocreales; Nectriaceae
Exons: 3
Coding region: 2712-4046 (444 amino acids)
Source: RefSeq, a predicted model, not a curated record
CAUCAUUCUAACGGACGUCUUAAAAACAGACCAAGGCCUACCCCUCCUGUUGCGGUCUGCUACAUGAGCAAUCACAGGUCGUAGAUAAAGCACCUGGGUGAUAAGCGGCAUGCUCGGUGUGCCGUCUGUUGCAUACUGGCUCACAGGAUGUGGCCUGGUUGGCAAUGGUUGCUUUGUUUUAUCCACCCAUGCUGACUUGGCCGCAGAGACUUGAAGAGUAAAGGAGGGCCACUUCUGAACAAUAGCGCAGCGGGCCACGGCCAAGAAAACAUGGCCAAACCCUGACAGAGAGACGAGAAUGACAGAGUUUCUCGUUGACUAGCGACUUGUAAAUCCUCGAGGCGGUGGUGGAAGUGAUCGUCAGGAGCCCGGCUCUGAGAUACUUUGCGGUCCAAUACGGAGGCUGCUGUAUCCGACACUAGUUUUCAUCCCAAGGACGAAUGCCUCAAUGAUCAGCCUCAGUAAUUAAUCGUUCGCAACACAGGCGAGAUGACCAUCUGGACGCAAUCUCGGCCAACCUCUCAUUUUUCCUUCCGUCGACCAUGUUUCCUCACAUCUUUUCGCACCGCAUCCGUGUCCAACUUGGUUUUGCGCUCACGCAGAUGCAGUGAUGCGUUGUCCAACAGCCAUUAUCCCUUCCUCUCAUAGGUUAAUGCUAGGUGAUAGGAUGCAGACCAGGCCUUAUCUCCACUCUGACCCAUCCUAAAUCAGGGAAGUUAACCAGUCGCUCGUCGCUUUGGCCCAUCCCUUCUCUGCUGAUCCUUGCAAUAGUCCAACACACCGGUUUCUGCACUCUGAAAUCACAAACGCCAACUCACUCCUGCGACCAGACAAUGGCCGCGUUUUGCAGCAGUUACAUGGAUAGUGGGACCCUGUCGCGGUAGCAGGUCAGGCUUCUAUGACAAUAAAACCCGCAGGAUCCCUCGUGGCCCAACGUCUCCCUUCUGUUCCUCAAUUUUCCUGCCCAACUCUCGCCUCUUACUACCCAACCAACCAUUCAGUCUCAUCCUUCAAAGACUACCAAGCCUUUCUUACCCUUCUUUCAUACACAACUAUCAAAGUUUUCAAUCUUCCAUCUGGAAUUGAAAGCAACCCAAUCAGCCUAAGGAUCCAUCCUGUCGCGCAACAACAACAACUCGACAGAUUGCCACUGGUCUGAACGUGCAAGACAACGCCCCAACGUUGUUCUUUGCUGAUCCACGAGCUCAAUUUUGCUCUUCAUUCCGAGGAUACAAUGACUGUUACUCUUGUGACACAGCCUGCUACCAUGCACGCUUUCAAGAACUCUGACCUCGAUGAGGUUCACUCGUUGUCCAGGUACUGUUUUUCUUACUCUUCCCUGGGAGGUUAGCAUUUGCUUUUUCAAUCAUGUUGCUCGCAAAUCAUGUACAACGACAAUCUUGCUUCACUCUGCCCAAGGAUACCAAGCCAGGAAACUUGUUUCAACUCUCGUCCCAAGGACAUUUCCCGGAACAUCCUUUUCUGGAUCUCAAUGGACCUUGAUAUACCCAUGAAUAAUCACGACAACAAGCCCUGGACUCAAAUUGACUGGAUCUGUCCGUCCGGACAUGAAACAAUAAUAUUGUAUACUGGCCAUGAGCCCCGUGAGUAUUGCCCGCUUUCAAAUUGAAUCAGCAGCUCUUCGCCCGGAUGUCAAACCUGGACUAUUCAUGGACCACAAGGAUUUCUCUUCCGGAUAUCAGGAGUCGACCCAAGGACAAUGGACCUUUUCCUCUGAUUCUCGUUUUCUGGAUAUGGACCUUGGGCGGAUGGUAUUUCGACAGGACAUCACACGACCCAUGGAACUUCGCCUGGACUCUGCUCCUUCUGUACCGCUUAGCGGUGUUAGACAUCAAGGUAGCAUCUGGCUUGAUGGCCUGCAAUCCAAUUCGAUUGCUUCUUCGUGCAGCCGCACUGGACUUCCAUUCAUGGACACCAAUUAUGCUUUCCACUGGACGUUCUUGCUACCAGGCCCCAAUGGACACCGAGGAUCUCAUUGUUCUGCUCAAUCGACACUGGACUUCCACAACGACAAUACAUGAUGCUAUGCCAACUUGUUUUUCUGCGAAUACUUAGAUUGAAGGCCUGGACUUUGCGACAAUACUCAACAUUUCCUACCUGCCACUGGAAUACUGCCGGAUUCAAUGUGAUUUGAUUACUGUAUUGACGACCUUGCCUGGCUACAACAAUAAUCCAUGGAUGACCUAAAGGAUUCCGACAGAAUGCAAGAUCUAAUCCUAGGCUAUGCUUCACACUGUCAUACUUGGUCUGUAAACUAAUACCACAUUAACCCCAUCUCGAAUGCUAACCUAGUAACAGAUUCAAAGUUGAUUCCGAGUCAUGAUUUAGUCUUGUUUCAUGUUUCAUUUUUGGUUUUAUUUGCUUUCACAUUGCGAAGAACGGGACACUGACCCUUCCCCAGCGAUUAUAGCUACUCUCAGCCAACAUUGGCCCCCAACACUGGUCUCUUUUCUUUUUCUUCUCAAACAGAACCAUCAGCGGACCUGUUGACAGGUUCGUCAUGGGCCACGACAGUAGAAGGACCACAGAACUUUCAAGAUUUCCCAGACAAUGGAUCCGCCCAUUCCGGAGAAGCCGAGGAGUUCAUUUUCACAUCUGGCCAUGCUACGCCCCGAGGAACCAGGGUGCCUUCCCAAGGAAACUGGUCCACAUCCAGGACUACCGCUUCUGUGACCCAAGGUGGACAAGCCAUGUCCAGGGUGAGCUCAAGCAGGUCUAGCGGCUCUUCGCUGUCACAAUCAUCACAUCUGUCCAACAUGGACUUUACAGGUAAUACUUGCGCUCUCCAGACUGGAACCCAGACCGGCGCUACCUUGCAUGGAAUUGAUACUUGCCUCCUGGACCCUACCGAUGGUAUCACGAACCAGAUGUACUGGCCCGGUUAUUCCCUUGACGGUGGACUGAACGGUGAUGCCACCUUUUCUCUUCCCGAUGCCAACCCUCUGCAUGUUGUCCCUUCUCAUAUGCAGCUCGGCCCUGAUGUUUCCCUGGUCGAGAACUCUCCUCCCAGCCCUUGGGAUUGCUUUUCUAGCUCUAUCUCUCGAUCAUCUUCUCCCAACACUAUUGAGGAUUUGUGGUUUCCUAACCAGAGCCCAAACUCAUCCCCCGAGAUUCAGUGCCAGUCACCAAGGUACGUAGCCCCCAACCGCAUAGUGACCAAUGAUCCGGUUUCUUACCAAGUCGACUGUUUUAGCCUGGACCGGAACAUUCCCUUGAUCUCUGAAGAUGCCAAUGGAAAAGCCAUGCCCACAUUCGAUGAGCUUCCUGCUGCUACCUCUGCCUUCACUGGUCCACGACGACAGAACAGCGAUGGUGAGUCCGCUCGGGACCAUGACCUAUACAAGAAGGCCGCUCCAUACGAGGAUGGACUUUACCACUGCCCAUGGGAAGGACAACCAAGCUGCAACCACCGACCCGAGAAGCUCAAGUGCAACUAUGACAAAUUCGUGGACUCUCACUUGAAGCCCUACCGCUGCAAGGCUGAGUCGUGCGAGGGCGCCCGCUUCUCGUCGACUGCUUGCCUACUCCGCCAUGAACGUGAGGCCCACGGACUCCACGGUCAUGGCGACAAGCCUUUCCUUUGUGUUUAUGAGGGCUGUGAGCGUGCCGUUCCUGGAAAUGGAUUCCCUCGCCAGUGGAACUUGCGUGACCACAUGAAACGUGUUCACAACGAUCACGGAAGCUCCAGCGGCUCACCUACAACUGGAUCUGCUCAGCCUGCUAAGGGACGUAAACGCAAGACUGAGACUGCCGAGGCUCAGAUUUCCCACAGCCGCAAGGCGACUGUCAAGUCAAUACCUCCUCCCCCGGAGCCCAAGGAGGACAUGACCCAGCCCCUUAUUGACCAGUGGAUGGAGCACCGCAAGGCUGUGGAGAGCCUCAUGCGAAACCUCGUCAAGCCUGAGGACACCCAGAACCUCCAGCACAUCGGAACUCUCCAGAACCGCCUGAGCUCCAUGAUGAAGCUCACCAACGACCUCAAUGCCAUCAACAACCCAGGAAACACCCUGGUUGGCACUGGCUGAAUGAUUUACAUGCGAGUCUUGUCUGCUACCAAAAAAAACACCGAAAUUGAUUUGUGCAAGUGCACAGGCAGAGAAAAGAAGUCCGUCUAAUAUAGAGACAAAUUCUGAAUCUCGAAGACGUCCCAAGGACCGGGCGAUGAUGCCACAGAUCUACGGCAAGAAGGACAUGUCCAGCCGAGUAGACUCUUUCCUAGGAACGGAUUCACUUCAUUACUACCGGAAUCCAUCAAUCCAAGGACAAGGACCACGGAUGUCAACCCAUGGAUUGCGCUAUUGCUGCGCCAGGAUGAUAACGGAGUUCCUGUGACGGGAGAAACACCAAGGACUUUAGAGUCGAGCUGAGGAGGAAAAAGGGGGACGUCGCGAAGAUGACAACAGAUACACUGAUCAUUCUCAUAUGAGUUUGAUACAGAUUUCACAGAGCAAGUACAACAACAACAGAUGGCCCUUGACAACAGGAAAGGGUAGCAGAUUUAGACACUUUGUUUGGGAGGAAUUUUGAUAUUGAUAGCAUCACUACACAUAGGAUUUGAGUUCAAUCGAGUUUUUUUUU